Molecule: messenger RNA, 4047 nt
Organism: Papaver somniferum (opium poppy)
Lineage: Eukaryota; Viridiplantae; Streptophyta; Magnoliopsida; Ranunculales; Papaveraceae
Product: transcription termination factor MTEF18, mitochondrial-like
Exons: 2
Coding region: 1342-3081 (579 amino acids)
Biological process (GO): regulation of DNA-templated transcription
Molecular function (GO): double-stranded DNA binding
Source: RefSeq, a predicted model, not a curated record
ACUAGGGUUUUGAUUAGCAAGGGAGAAAGUGAGAAACAAACCUAAAAGGCAACUGAUGCAAAUUCUUGUGACUGUUCCCACGGAAAGAAAGACUAACUAUAUAAAUUUCAAUCUUGCCUUUUAAGUUUCUAAACUGACUCUAUUCAUGGACCCAUUAAUCGGAGUGGGGAUACUGAAAGUCCGGUUUGGCCCAGUCCAAUCCAUAACCACUAAUUGUAUGUGAUUGAAUAUACAAACUAAUACCUCACCACCAUGUCAUGCCAGCCACAUCUCCACACCAAGGAAUGCCAGCCAUGCCAGCCGCACCGUCGUGCCCAUGACAUGCCAUGUCAUCAACGUAUUCGUACCAAAAUCAUACCGGUCAUGCCUCCAUGACUCAACAACAUUGUUAAGAGUGGGUAAAUGUUGACUAAGGAGGGUAUCAAAUUUCAUAUAAGACAAACUAAAAAGUAUUAUAUUUUAUAUGAGAUUUGGUAUCCUCCCAGUAAACCAAUGUCCCCCAUUAGCAGUCACGCAGCUCAACUGGUAUGGAAAGCUGGCUUACCGAAACUGAUGACACCACCAUCUAUUAGGAAGCACAUACUUUCUCCAACAUGCUUAUAGUUAGUAGCAUCCCAUUGGUUCCACAUUAAUUGUUGUUCAUUAAACAUGAACAUUUGGUUCAGUAAGUUGAAGAAGUAAUAAAUGUAAUGAGCCAUUAGCCUGCUCCAGUGGUGGUGGUGGAUCACAAUCAAAAGCAUCACGUUUAUAAACUUCACAAAUUCCAACAAUGACUUUGUCUACAUCCAUUGAAAGUCAAAUAGGUGCCCCAUAUGAGAAUUCGUAAGUGUGAUGUAUAAUUCAGAAAGUGACGUAAACAAGGUGUAAUUAUAUUUUGCGUCGGGCAUUGGGAAUCGGGAAAGACUAGUUUCAAGCUCGACUUAAACCCAGUUUAGGGCUCCUCCAAAAACCCCAAUGCUUCAAACCAUGUCUCAUGGCCGACUCACUAAAAAAAAAAUCUCCAUAGAAAUUCUCCCGUGAAAGCAUAACAGAGCUGAAACCCUUGAAAUUAAGGUAAAAACUAAACAAACCCAGAUUCAAAAUUUGCUUUUUCAGUCUCAAUUCCAUCCUCUUGUAUGUAUACUAGUGUGUUCUUGCUUUCUUUCCUGUAUUCAAUGUGUUAGAACUUAUCUUCAUUAUACAGAGAUAGGGAUGAAAUUUUGAUUUGUUGGAAAAUCAACAUUCUAUUGUUCAUUCCUUGUUAAACUAUCAGUCUACUGAAAUUUUGUCAAAUUCCCCCAAAUUUAUAGAAUUCCUUCAAUUUUUUGCCAUUAUAUCAUCAAAUUCUAGUUUAGAUUUGUCAUGAUACUCCGAAGAAUCAUUCCUCGAGGAGUUAGAGCGUUUCUGAAUGCCAAUCUUUAUUAUGUUACUCCAAUUAGUUCUGUUGAACCUUUAGAAAACUUCAAUUUGGUGAAAAAGCAUUGUUUUGAUACUGGUGGAUAUUCUUAUAUGUCAAGCAAAUCACAAAGUUCUUCUAUUGCAAAUAGAGCAUCGAAGGCUGCGUGCAAUGAUGCACAAGGUGUGUUGUUUGAUUACCUACAUUACACUAGAAACUUGCAGUAUAAUGAUUCAGAACAUAUAAGCAAGAAUUCUCCGAUAUUUCUCCAAUCACUUAUAUCAAAGGUUGAUAAUGAUAAAAACAUUAGUCAGGCGUUGACGAAGUAUCUUCGAUAUCACCCCAUUAAUGAGUUUGAACCGUUCUUUGAGAGUUUAGGUUUGGCCCCAUCUGAGUUUACUUCACUUCUUCCGCGUGAUUUGAUGUUUCUCGGUGAUGAAGAGAUAUUGCUUGAUAAUUAUCAUGUUCUUUGCAACUACGGGAUUUCUCGUGACAAGAUUGGUCAGAUGUAUAAGGAAGCGAAUGAGAUAUUUGGAUUUGACCAUGGGGUCUUGGCUGCAAAACUUCGAGCUUAUGAAGAAGAAAUGGGUCUGAGUAGACCCACUAUUAUUGCGUUAGUUACCUGCUAUCCAACACUGUUGACAGGCAUUGUUGAUCAAGAUUUUGUUCAGUUUCUUGAGAAGUUGGACAGUUUUGGGGUAUUAAGCUGCAGGUGGAUUAGAGGGUAUUUAUCGGAUGGGAACACAUAUAGUUGGAAUAAAAUGCUUGUCAUGAUGGAAUUCCUUGAAGAAAUGGGUUUCAAAAAGUUAGAAAUCGGAAGUUUGUUUGACAAAAAUCCUGAUUUUCUGUUUGAAGAUUCUGGGAAUAAGAUCUAUAAACUGGUAGCUCUAUUACUGAAAAUAGGUCUUUCAGCAGAAAUAAUAUUAUCCUUGUUCCUUCGACAUUCGCUACUCUUAGCUGGGAAUUUUACUGAAAAUCUGUCGGGGGCGCUGCAUUUCCUGUCAGAGAUUAAAAUGGAAACUGAAGAUAUUGCCAUGAUUAUCCGUUCGCACACACAUGCCUUGGGUUGUUGUUCUUUGAAGAAGCAACCUAGAACAGUUCUGUCUCAGUUAAACAUAAGCCCACAAAAGUUGUGUGAGAUCAUAAAGGAAGACCCUCAAAAGUUGAUUGCUUUUGCUGCAAAAAAGCGUGAUACUGGUGGACAUCAACAUCUUCGGGAGAAAACUACAUUCUUGUUGAGUAUAGGAUAUGUUGAAAAUACAGAGGACUUUAUUAAAGCUCUGAAGGAGUUUCGUGGUAAAGGUGAUCAGUUACAGGAAAGAUUCGACUACUUGGUAAAUGCAGGAUUAGACCACCAUGAUGUCUGCAAGAUGAUCAAAUCUGCUCCUUUUGUGCUCGAACAGACAAAGGAUGUGAUUGAGACGAAGAUUAAGCUUCUAGCAGAUCAUUUAGGUAAACCUUUGCAGUACUUGGUAGCACAUCCUAAAUAUUUUUCUUAUGAUGUAGAGAGAAUUAAACUUAGGUUCUCUAUGCAUACAUGGCUUAGAGAGGAAGGUCUAAUAACAAAACGAAGUUCCUUCUAUUCGAUUCUGUGGCCAUCAGAUGUGCAAUUUGUAAAGCUUUAUGUGAAUCUUGAUUCAGAAGGACCAGCUGUUUGGGAAAGAUUAAAGGAACAGUUGUCAUCCAAUGUCGAGGUAGCCAUCUAGUUCUCAGUUGAAGUAAACAAUCUUGACUGGAAUCAUCUUGUGGUGGAGUUUGAAUUGAGGAAUCAACCCCAAGAAUACCAAACUAGAUCUUUUGCGGCGAAGAUGGGCAGAUUUGUGGUUACUGUUCAAAAGGUGGAUCCUCCAAAUGGAAUUGCUACACCAAAUAAACGGGUUGCUGUCACUGUUAAGAUCACCGUUGAUACUUGAUACCCCUUGGAGGAGAGGAGUAAGAGUUGAAAGGAUAAAUGGGGAAAAGGUCAAAGUCAUGUUCUACUAUCAAGACCAACCUUUUCGCGUUUGUGGCUAACCAUAAGCAGAGACAAUGCAGAACGAUUGCAAAUAGCCUAAUUACCGAACUCAAUCAAUUGCAGAGGUUUAUAAGAAAUCCAACAUCAUCAGAAACAUCAAGGGUGUCGGCAGAAAACUCAAGGCAAAUGACAAGUCAGUCAAAAGCUACUCAUCUAGAAGGAUUGAAUCCAGUUGCUCAAGGUCCUCCUGUUAUGGUAAUUCCCUCCGGACCUUAGAGGUAGCAGCGUUUACGAAUGGAUGAAACGGGCCAAUCUCAGUCAGGGGUUAUCGUUCAAGCUCCUAUGUCUCAAGAUACCAGUGACACCCAUGCAAGUCUCUAUGCUACUGAUGAACAGGUUAUUUCUACAUUCCCCUGUCUCUGUUCUUUUGAACUAUUUAGACUGCUGCUUUCCUGGUAGCAUUAUUUCCUUUUUUCCUGCUUUUCACUUUGUUCUCUAUUUGUGAUUACUUUGUCAUCUCAUCAUAUAUACUUUUAGUUAUUGACUCAAGUGCUAGUUAAUAAGAAUAUGUACACCUGCUUGUUUUAUUUGUACAUUUGUUUCUUUCUUUUCAGUUUUUACUUGUACCUUUCUGGUGUUUUUCAAACUACGAAGAUCUUAGCAUGGAUUCCAUAUUGAACUUAUUCAGGAAGAAAUGAAUUUACACCAUGUUUGUUUA